This is a messenger RNA of Prorocentrum cordatum, 7084 nucleotides long. Lineage: Eukaryota; Dinophyceae; Prorocentrales; Prorocentraceae. The record is from the annotation of a GenBank genome assembly.
GGGAGGCCUGGCCGCCAUGGGCGCCUGCCUCCGCGCCGCCCCCCCGCCGCCGGCCGCUGGGGCGGCGGGGCCCUCCGGCGCCUCGUCGUCGUCGGCGGAGCCCGACGGCCGCGCCGGCGCGGCGCACUCGGCGGUCAAGCGGCGGGUGCCGGAGCCUUCGGCGCUGUGGGGCCAGCUGGCCGAGGGCGUGCGCCUCGCGGGGCACAGCAAGGGGCAGGGCGGCGGUGGCGCCACGCCGCGCUCGUCUGGCGUCGCAUUCGAGCUGCAGCUGCGGCUGGACGCUGGCCGGCAGGUGCUCAGCGACAAGGCGCUGCGCCGCGCAACCGGCAGCGAGGGGCCUGGCGGCCGUGCCCAGCAGCGCUCCUCGAGCAACCGCUCCGUGCUGUCGAAGAGGAGUUGGUCCCGACAAGCGCCCGCGCAAGCUCGGGCGCGCGCAGGGGCUGGACGCGACGGCGCGGCCGAGCUUAGGUUUGGUGCCGACGCCAAGAACGAGGCAGAAUGCAUUCCUUUGGCACGGUGCGGCAUCUGCCUCGUCGAGCCCAGCGGCCUCCCGGGCGGCCGCGCCAGCCGCUACUGCGCCAACCCCGAGUGCCAGGGCGCCUUCUGCGGCGCCUGCUUCGGCCAGUAUGCAUCGGGGAAGGUGGAGGACGCGCUCCACUUCGCACCGCCCAUCAACUGCCCAGGUUGCAAGAAGCGGGUGCGCACCUCCAUCUGGACACCACUGGUACCCAACGAGGUGCGCUGCCAGUACCAGGCCAACGCCUCCGCGCUGCUGUCCGUGCGGUGCCCGGCGUGCGACAAGGUGUGCUCCCUCCUUGCAGAGAGCAGCCCCGACGCCGGAAGCGACAAGGGCGAGGAGCACCUCCUCGCGGCCUGCGGGCUGGAACCUGGCGCACCUCUGGGCCAAGCCUGGUCGGAGUAUGCCAGCGGCGACGCCUCCGCGGAUAGCCUGCUGGCGACGCUCUUGCGGGUGCAGUUGAGGGACGUCGCCGACCUCCCGCACUCCGAGCGCGCGAGGCUGACGAAGCUGGUCGGACACGCGGCGUCUCUCGUGCAGGACGCGGAGCGCCGCGUGACCCUCCAGCUGGCGUGGUUGAGGCACUGCCCGAAAAUACGCACGCCCUGCUGCUACGCGAAGCUCUGCUUCAAGUGCAAGGUACAGGGCUGGCACCCGAGGCUCUCCUGCGAGCAGCAGCAGCGGCGCUUCAUCGGCAGCGAGGCGGGGGUGCAGCCGUGCCCGCAGUGCGGAGUGCCCACGCAGCGCACGGACGGGUGCAACCAGGUGCAGUGCGUGUGCGGCUGCGUUUGGGAGUGGGACGACACAGCUCAUGGCGUGCCGCUGAUCUUGGCUUGCAGCAUGGUCCCGCACAGCGGUGGGAAGGCUGACUUCAAGGCGCUGAUCGACGCGCUCCUGGAGCGCGGCGCCGUGUUGCAGGACGAGGACCCAGACGACGGGAGCCGCAUCGGGAGCUUCUUGGUCUCCACCGCGACCUCGGUCACCCACGAGCGCUUCGCGCAGAGCGACGCGGGGCGGCUGACAGCGGCCCUGGAACUCGUGCGGGAGCGGGGCUCGCACGAGGUCAUCGACCUGGACUUCCGCGACAACGACGGGGAUACCCCGCUCAGUGUCGCCGUCAGCGCGGGCAACGUGGAGGCGAUCAGGCUCUUGGUGGGCAGCGCCGUCACGCUUGGCCCCAGCCACAUGCAGAACCUGCGAGGGGCCUGCGUCUCCGCGGCGACGCGAAGGGCCAUGACCCAGGAGCUGGUGCCGCUGGUGCGCGACAGGGGCCGCUGGCGGGAGAGCGUCGACGCUCUGGAGGUGUACCUGCAGAUGUGCAUGCCGGACGAGGCCUGCGCCAGCCUGGAGGCCAUGCGCGCCGAGGAGCGGGUGCACCUGACCGAGUCGCACGCGGGCGCCUUCGUGGGCGGCGGGCUGGGCGCCGAGGCCGCCCCGCGCCUGUGGGAGCUGCUCUGGGGCUGCGCCGCCCAGGACGGCGCGGACUGGGGCGUGAUGUGCGCCACGGCCGCGGGCGUGCUGCUGCGGGUGGAGCUGUGCGGGGCGUGGCCCCUGGGAUUCGCGGACACGGAGGUUCUAGGCCGCCUCAUCGCCGCCCGCGCCGACGUUUCCAGCGAGGAGACUGGGAAGUCGAUCCUCGACGAGGCCUUGGAGCGCGAGGACGCCGCCGCGGUCGGCGCGCUGCUCGCCGCCCGCCCGGCGAGCUGCAGCAGCGACUUCUGGCACGACCGCGCGCUGCAGUUGCUGUGGCGGGACCGGUCCUGGCCGGUCCUGGAGGCGCCCUUCGCGCGCCUGCCCCGCGUCAGCCGCAGUCACUUGCGGAUCGUGCCCGCCUUGUCCAAGCUGCCCCGCUCUGAGCUGUGGAAGGCAGCCCGAGGCAUGUUCUGGCAUCACCGUAUUCUAGUGAAGAAGAUCACAGCGGGGGUAUGGAUUGCGAUCACCCCCGACUUAGAGCUUGUCCGUCACAAUCUCCUAGAGCAGCGCCACCUCGUCCUGGAACGCAAUUCGAUGUUCCCUGCGAAUCGUCGGGGCGAGGUGUAUGGCCUCGACCCUGUGCCUCGAGCUGAGAUUCUGGCUCUGAAGAAGCAAGCUGCAGUUCAGGCAGCAAUAUUGGGCGAUGGCGACCAUGACGUUGAGAUGGAGAACUUCGUUUGGGUCGUCGCGGAGGUAGGUCAUUCACGGUUUGCCCAACCCCUGGUCGAUGCAGAGUUGGACCGGGCUUCUUUGGGGCAGUCCAAGGGCGUGGCGUUGGUGAGUGGCCUCGAAGUGUUCAUAGAGAAGGUUCAGAGCAAUCAGUUGCAAGAGUGGAUGACCUCACGUAGCUCGGAGGGUGGAGACCUACGCACUUUGGGCGACCAUCGGGACUCCGCAGGCCGUCGUCAUCUGCCACUUUCAGACGCUAUAUCCCUCAUGCGCGAGACGAGCUUCGACGAUUGGGCCAUGCUUGGACCACGGGUCGCCAAGGAGUGGCUCGUUUCAGUUCGGGAUGGCCCUGGAGAUCUUUCUUCUUAUCACGGACAGUGGGUUCGCCGUUCGGGAGUCAGCGAAUCCUCGGCGGUGGCCCACAUUCAUUACGUGCUGUGCGAGUCGGUUCGGCUGGCCAUUCAGACAGGCCAGCUCGACGUGACCAACUUGUUGAGCUUCGAACUCAUCAUGCGCAGGAUCUGCCAGGACGAGACCGCGGUGGCUCGUAACCCUCGCCAUCCUGACUACGGUGGGUUGGAGAUUUUGCUUCGCGCUCCGACCGCCGAGCAGGGCCAGGCGAGCACGAACAAGUUCACGGAGUGGGUCACGGGCCGUCUCAAGGAGCAGGCCGCGAUCUACAAGCAGACUCGGUUGUGGAACGAGGAGCAGCGGGCCAUGCAGAACUCUCGUGCCCCCGCAGAAUGGAUCUUGGACAGCAUCGCGGAGCGCGUUGCCGCUGUGGGGGCCGCUCGCGAGUUGCUGGCUUCUAAGGACCUGUACUGCCAGGAGCCGAAGAAACUCGCGCCGUUCGACCUGACGAAGCUCAAGGUCGCUAAGGGGCGCGCUCGACCUCGCUCCGUGGCUAACUUCUUGCCACCUUUGCCCGCGGACAUGAUCCGCAACCCUGCACUGUACAUCGAGAAGGAUGAGGGGGAGAUGGAGUUCACGCGUCAGCACACCGAUCCUAUUCGUCCUUACUGGGGCCCCGUGCUUCGCUCGAGUCGGACAGAGUGCUGGCGACUCUUCAGGGCGUUGUAUGAGCUAGGGCUGAUAACUUUCAGGCGUCGUCUCCGGGCUCGUGCUGCCCUCUUCUUUGUGAAGAAAAAGAAACCAGGUGAGAUUAGAAUGAUUGUGGAUGCCAGACUGGCCAAUUCGUGUCAUCGUGCCCCUGCGAUUUCAAGACUCGGCUCAGCUGGGGCCCUUGCGGACCUCGACCUCUCCGUGGGUGGCGGGUCCGUCGACGGUGUCGGCAGUGUGAUAGGCUGGGGCCCCCGCGGGAACGAGGCCGAUGUCGAGGACUGCUUCUACAACUUCGCCAUCGAUGGCUUGACCAGGGACACGCACGGCAUCAACGUCGGGGCGUUCUGGGACCCCGGGCUGAACACGAUGGUCUCCGUGGAGGACGACAUGGUCUUGUAUCCGUGCAUGCGCGCUAUGUGCAUGGGGUGGUCCUGGGCUCUGUACUUUGCGCAGGAGGCUGUAUCCGCUAUGACAGAGCGGGCGCUGCGUUCGUCGUCUCCACCGACGCCUGCCAUGGCGAAGGAGCAUCGUCCCGCCCCUGACUUGAAUGAGUCUAAGGUCAUGGGAAGCGUCUACGUGGACAACAUCACCGUCUUCGACAGGGACGCUUCUCUGGCUCGUGAGGCGAGCUCCGCCCUGCAGGUCAUGCACGAGAUGAGGUUGGUCGCUGGGCUGGUCUGGCUCGCUGAGGUCGACCUGGCGGCGCCCUACGUGCCGCACGUCUACGCCGGCGACUCCGCCGACAACGGGUACGGCCUGAUGUACAAGAAGGCCACGGUCGAGGAGAUGCAGUCGGCCUUCCGCUGGAAGGAGAAGUGGAGCUUCAGGCAGCACCUCCGAGGCCCCCGCGUUGGUCUGACUUCGGCCGCCGAUGUCGCUGAGAUGGGCGGCUACAGGGAGGCAGACGAGACGCAGCUGGAUCACGAGGUGGGGCCCCGCUGCCGCUCCGCCGAGCCGAACGCUGGCUCCGCCCCUGCCACGGCCUUCGGCCAGUGGCUGCAGAGCAUGGCCGAGGAGGGCUCUGCCCUCGACGGACCUCAUCGGCCUCGCCCUCGCCGUCUGCGGCGGCGCCCUGCCGACCCUGACGAUCCCGACGCCGAGUGCCUCGGUCAGGUUGGCCCCCUGGCGCCGCCGCUGCCCGCCUCCUGGUUCGACUCGGAGGGCUUCAAGCUGGUGGCAGCGAGGCGCUGGCGCUGGCCUGGAGAGCACAUCAACGUGAAGGAGACCCGCGCUGCAGUGAUGGGGCUGCGGCAUGCCUGUUGCGUUCGCCAGAAUUGCGGACGCCGCCUAGUUUCUCUCGUGGACUCCAUGGUAUGUGUUGGCUGCCUGGACAAGGGGCGGCCCAGCCGCUCAGCAGCUCUGAACGCACAGUGCCGGCGAGCUGCGGCCUACACAAUCGGUUGUAGAGUGCGUUGGAGGCUGCGGUAUGCCAACACGAAGUUUAACGUGGCCGACGGCCAGGGUUUCUUGGAGCUGUUCUCGGGCGAGGGUGGGCUCUCCAAGGCGUUCGAGGAGCUCGGCCUGUCUACUUACCCUUGCAUGGACAUCAAAGAUGGGGCUCACUAUGACCUCCUGGACCCGAAGGUCCAGAACAUCAUCCUAGAGGACAUCCGAAAGGGGCAUGGGCCCUGGCCGCGGGCAUGUCAGCGCCUGCGCGGGCCCGAGGCGGCUCAGACCCGCCUGACGGCGGGGACCUGGAGGCCCGGCUUCGCGAUGCUGCGCGACGGCCGGCUUCGCGCGCCCGGGAGCGCCCCCGACCAGCUCGGCAGCGGCUUCAAGCGGAGCCUGACCUCGGGCUCGCUGGCGCCGUCGACUCAGCCGACCUCGAGAGCAGGUUUGACCACCUGCGGCCUUUCAUCAUCUUCGGUCAGGACUCCAACCUCCAAGCAGCAAGGAAGCAGGCAGCCCGCUCGAGGAAAGGCCCGAAAGGUCGCUGGCCGCCGCUCCCGCGUCUCUAGUUUCGUGGAGGCGAUCAAGGGCCGCAACCUGUGCUUCGGGCCGACGGCGCCCGCCCCUGUGGAUGGAGGUGUUGCCCGUUUCGGCUCGAUCACCUCGACGUCGCUGGAGCGAUAUGGGACUGCAGUUCGUGCGUUUUUCGACUGGGCGACGCGCUCAGAUGACCUCAGACAAGCUCCAGAGUCCGUUAUCGAUCAGAAAAUGUGCAAGUACUUCGAUGUUCUCAUGAGUGAUGCUCGACAUGCCGCUGAGGGGCGGUACACACUCUGGGGGUAUCUGACUUUCUUCCCACGGUCGGACAUCGCCAAGUCCGCCCGCCUCUCGAUGGCUCGUGAGGCGAUGAAGGGCUGGGUCCGCAGGUUCCCUGGCUCCUCACGACAUCCGUGGCCGCUCUCAGUCUUCUAUUUGUUUAUGAGUGUCUUCCUGAGGGACAAACACACCGAGGCUGCCGUCGCCCUGGCCAUCCAGCUAGACGCCUACCUGAGACCUUCUGAGAUAUGCGAACUGCGGUGGUGCUCCGUGGUUCAGCCCUCAAAGCUCUCAUCUUCACUGUCAAAGAACAAGUGGGCUGUUGUCAUUGGUAACUCAGACCUCGGUGAGACCACAAAGACUGGUGAGAGCGAUGACACUGUAGUACUCGACUCUGUCGGCCGUGAGUGGGUAGGUUCCGUGCUUGAGAUGUGGGCUAGGCGCCAUAAGUCUGACACCUCUUCUGAUCAGCUAGUCUUCCCGCACUUGUCUCUGGCCAAGUAUGUUGCUUGGGAGUCGAGAUGCGAGUUGAUCGUGCUGCGCCCUGUGACGCUCGCUGCUGACACGCUGGAGAGGAAGCGCCAGAAGGCAGACAGGCCAGAGUGUCCUGGCGCCCCCAGGAACGUGAAGGCGACAAUCGAAGCAGAGCUGGCCACAGAAGCAGGCGACAUGCAAAUUGCGCGGCAAGGCGCUGAGAAUGCAAUGGCGUCGAGCGCCGUUCGUGCGUUUCUCGUCGACGCUGGCAUGUCUGCGUCGUCGCGGCCUACGGGGGUCGACAUGAGCCAGUUCGACGACGACCGCGAUCCGUUUGGUCAUCGCCACGUGGACAUGUCGGAGAUUUCAAUUCGCGCGAGCUGCGCUGCGCAGUCUUGGAAGGAAUCCGACAGCCCGUGCCGGAGGCACCAGAUCCUCGAACAGGGAGCGGGAGAUCAGGCGCAGCCGGACCCGAACGCGCAGCUUGUGAGCCUGGGCGCCUGGCUGGGCAACCGCCACCUGCGCUCCUUCCUGCUGCGCUUCAGCGAGGCCAUGUGGCCGGACGUGGUGCGCAGCACCUGCCUGCUGGGCGUGCUCUGCCUGCACCUGAGCGGCCACGACAUCACCUGGGGCAGCGGCGACCUCGCGGACCUGGUCGAGCACAUUCAGGAGGACUGGCGGUGA